UAUAACAUUUGAUUGGCGUUAAUUAGAGACCUGCCUGACAUAAUAAUAAUAUUCUAGCGUGCAACUGUCUAAGGUUUGGCCAUCAAAGCUCCGACUGUGAGCAUGCAGGUGCGUCCCAUCAAACACUAUGCCCGUGUCCAAAUCCACGUCAUCAUCCCGCCCAACUAUUACGUAAUCAACGCGCGACACGGACAGGCUGUCACUUUUUUAGCUGGCGUUAUUAGCUCUCGAACGAAUGGAGAACAAACUGAACAAGUCUUCAGGAGGAAGAAUACACACGACCUACCGAGUGAAAACGAGACAGCCCUGAAUACGAGAAAUUCCCCAAACACACCGUACUGUCUGCCAUCACAGUAUAGCUCCAUUACAAUGAAGAUCCCAAAGCUGGCCUUCAUCUUCCUCCUGCUGGUCUGCCUUGUGGUCUACCUCACGUACGUGAAACGCCGCUUCGAGACCAGGAAAUUGUCCAAGCCGUUACUGGAGCAGCUUUCCAGAACAGCGCAGGUGGUCAGCGAAACGUUCCAGUACGGCAUUAUGUUUGACGCUGGAAGCACCGGGACACGGAUACACGUCUUCCAGUUUCAUCUGGAAUCCAGCGCGGCUCCUAAAUUGGGCUCCGAGACUUUUAAAGCAAUAAAACCAGGACUGUCCGCGUACGCCGACGAUCCGGAAAAGUGUAAAGCCGGACUGUUGGAGCUGUUGAAGGUGGCGAAGCAGACCAUACCUCCUGCUCAGUGGUCCUCCACCCCUCUGGCCCUGCGAGCCACAGCGGGACUCAGGCUGCUGCCGGGGGAGAAAGCGACACAGCUCCUCGACAAGGCGAGGGAGGUGUUCGAGGCGUCUUCGUUCCCUCAUAGGCCUAACAGCGUGGCGAUCAUGGACGGUACUGAUGAAGGGGUCUCUGCUUGGAUCACCGUAAACUUUUUAUUAGGUGGUCUUCAUGGGUCUGAAGUUCCCACAGUGGGCAUGUUGGAUCUGGGAGGUGGCUCGACCCAGAUCACUUUCUCGCCACAGGAUGAGAAAACCAUCCAGACCUCCCCGAUCGAUUAUGUGACGUCGUUUCAGAUGUUCAACAGUAGCCGCACCCUCUAUUCGCACAGCUACCUGGGACUCGGUUUGAUGUCCGCCAGACUGGCGGUGCUGGGAGGGGUUGAAGGACAGCCUGGGGGCAGUCAGGAGCUGGUGAGUCCAUGUCUGGCGCCAGACUACACAGGAGAGUGGGAGCAUGCAGAGGUCACCUACACCCUAAAGGGCCAGAAAGCAGGAGAGCCCAUCUACGAGUCAUGCUUGAGCAAAGUGGAGAAGAUGAUCUACAAGCGAGUGCAGAAAGCAGAAGAGGUGAAACGCAUGGAGUUCUAUGCAUUCUCAUAUUACUACGACCGUGCUGUUGACCUGGGCCUCAUCGAUGAGAAGUCCGGAGGCUCCCUUCGUGUAAGCAACUACAUAGAUGGUGCCAAAAAAGUGUGUAAGGACAUGGAGGCUGGUGCAGGAACAAACCCUUUCCUCUGUCUGGACCUCACCUACAUCUCAGUGCUGCUGCAGGAGCUCGGCUUCCCCCCGGACAAGGAGCUGAAGCUGGCCAGAAAAAUCAACGAGGUGGAGACGAGCUGGGCUUUAGGAGCCACCUUCUAUUACAUGGAAUCUCUCCACAGACAUUAACCAGGUCCAGUUCUCACACUCGAAAGACCCAAAAGACUUCACAGGCUCGUACAACGUAAGACCUAAAGCCCCCGAUGACCUGAGAACGAACCAAGCGGCUGACGAGGAGAGUGCUGAUGUAGGAUCAGCUCAUUUCUUCCUGUUAAUCUGUUCAUGGACAUAAACCUGUAAAGGAACAGCUGAUCCCAGAUCAGCACUCGGUCUGGAAAUAUACAAAGAAGUAGCACUAGUGUUGCACUAGAUGCGAACUUUGUUUACAUGCACACACACACACACACACACACAAACAGCCCAACUAACAACUGUAUAUAAAAAUGCAAUGCAAAACACACCUAGACACACCUACUUACGACUUUCCUUCGUUUUUUUUUUUUUUCUUUUCAUUUUUUUAACAUGAUUACGUCAGGGUUGCUUCACACUCCGGGAAUAAUAUAGAAAUCCGGAAAAUGGAUUACUCGGGUUACUGGCCGUGCGGAAUUCGCGUGCGUGUUCUUCCCAUAUCCGUGUGGGUUUCCUCCAGGUUCUCCGGUUUCCUUCCACACCAUAACAGUAUGUGGAUUGUCUAUGCUAAACUCCUCCUCGUUGUGAAUGAGUGCUCAGCUCAGGAUGUUCUCCCACCGCCCCUCCCCCAGUGAAUAAGCUGAAGAUAAAUACCGAACGUAGAACGUCUGGGAAAGAUCCGGAAGUGCGCCAGCGAACUGUGUGUAUAUAUAUACUGAAAACGAUGUUUUCUGAGCACUUUUUUUUUUUUCUUCCUUUAUUCCAUGUCUGUGCGUAAACAUAGCAGACGAUUAGUGUUUACAACAGACCACGUCAGUAAGUCCUAUGAAAUUCCAUAAAAAGUCACACAAGUCAGCGAAAUACUCCACACCAAGUUUGCAACUCUGAGCCACGAUUCCGCCGAGUAAUUCCUUCACUUCAUGCAAAUGAGGUGUGACGAUCGAAAGAUUAUUCAGCCUUAUCGCAAGCUCUAACUGCUCGUAUUCUACCCUCAUACCUCAUACUCGCGCUCACUCUUCUUUCUAGAAAUAGAUGCUGAAAAUUUCACGAGUUAAAAUGUCUCCUAAUUGGAUUAAUAAUCUAAUAUUUGGUAUGUUAAACUCUUAAUAGGAAAUAUUAGCUACGUCUGAACGUCUUCAAGAUAUUUCCACUUGCUAAGGUGUCAUUUCUUCAAUGUUCUGUUUUCUACACUGAAAAAUGGAGAGAGCGGAGGUUCUAGAGCGGAUUACGAAAUAGAAAAAUGCAUUUUGAUGAGUGAGAGGAGAUGGUGUACAUUUUUGGCUACUGCCAUUUCAUAACGUGACUUUUUUUUUCUCUCUCUCUAUUAAAAGCUGGACAGGGCAGUGAUAAUGUUCAUUCAUGUUAAUGUCUGGGCUGGGAUGAAACCUUUUUGGCUUUUAAGUAAAACGUUGAUCAGAUAAACUUUUUCACGGUCAACGAUCCACCAGGCUAGGGGGAAACGUCCCCGCUUACUGAUCAGAUCGCUGACCGUUCGACACGACUCGGACGUUAACGAGACCUUGCUGCUCACGUGAUCGUAUCUCGGACCGACUCUCGGACUACGGUCAGAUCUUCGGCGUGCAUGUGAACAGGGUUGCUGUUAAACGCGCUGGGAUUCAAAUGCCUGUAAGGCCAGAGAAAGGGGAAAGUAUUCAAACGUAUACAUACGGCGACAUGCAACGACGCUAAUAAAAAUGUGUUACAUAAACUUUCUCUCUCACACACACACACACACACACACACACCUUGGGACUACUACAGAAAUGCUACAGAACGUGCGUUUUAUUUGUAUUACUGGUAAUUUGUGCUCUGGAGGGGGGAAAAAGUGUUUCUGUAUAUUGAUUGUAUUUGCUAUUGAUUUUUCUACAGAAUGUGAGAUGAAAUACCUCUUCUGUGCUGAACGUUCUUGAUUUAAGUACGAAACACGAGCCGCUUUACAUUUGUACCGUGAAGCAUGCCAUAAUAAUAAUAAUGUAUUAUUGAAGGAUUUUUUUUUUUUUUUAAAUAUAAAGCUGAAAAAUGUU
Ictalurus punctatus (channel catfish) is the source of this 3683-nucleotide messenger RNA. RefSeq names its product ectonucleoside triphosphate diphosphohydrolase 6 (gene entpd6). The transcript is spliced from 14 exons. Gene Ontology annotation, cellular component: membrane; Golgi apparatus. Gene Ontology annotation, biological process: nucleoside diphosphate catabolic process. The record is from RefSeq and is a predicted model, not a curated record. Lineage: Eukaryota; Metazoa; Chordata; Actinopteri; Siluriformes; Ictaluridae. Gene Ontology annotation, molecular function: UDP phosphatase activity; GDP phosphatase activity. Bases 103 to 1659 code for a protein of 518 amino acids.